AUGCCAUCCGAUAUCAGAAGUUUCUUCGGCGGGGGUGGUGGAGGAGCGAAGCCGGCCGCGAAGAGUCCUGGCUCGGAGGCGACCAAGAACGACGCUAAUGGUUCCAGACAUAACACCAAGCAGCGCGGUCGUCCUCGCAAAGUGAUAUCCGAUGACGAAGAAGACGAGGUCGUUGAAACGAAACCCAAGAAGCCUUCCACUCCAAAAGGGAAGAAAGUCGUUAAGGAAGCAGUAGAGGAAGAAACAACAAGUUCAGCCUACUUUGCUUCUUCUAAGGCAAAGCCUGUAAAAUCCACACCCAUCCGAUCCAAACCCACAAACGCCACUGGAGCAAGAAAGACUUCUACAAAGGAAAUAAACGGAGGAACUCCAUCUAACGGUCGGAGAUCGGCCAGGAAAACUGCUUCAAACAACAACGCUGAAGAUGAUGACGAGUCUUUGGCAGUAGUGCUGAAGGCUGAGGAAGCAGGCAAUGAUGAUAUCUUCAAUGAUUUAAAGAGCAGGAAGGUUGAUGAUGAUUAUGAAGAAGGCACCGAUGACGAUGAUGUGAGACCACCAAAGAAAGUCACCAAAUCAGCCAAUGGCAAUUUGAAGAAAAUACAAUCAGAUGAGGAGGAGGAUGACCUCGAAAUGGCCGAAUUACCUGCUUACGGUGGACCUUCUGACGGAAGAAGAAAGCGAACCACCGCAGCUAUCGCCAGUCGCAAGCGAAAGCCCAAAGAUGUAGAAGAGGACGACGACGAUGACUUCUUGGAGGAUGAUGACGAAACCCCCAAAAAGAAGUCGAGAAAGAACUCAUCCACAGCAUCAAAGAGACCUCGUGGUUCGACCAAGAAGGAAGAGCGUGAAGAAAACAAGGAGAUCCAAGACAUCUUUGACGGCAUUCCAACUGUCCGCGCUCCCACCCCUCCACUGAGAGAUGAGGACAAGAAGUUUAAAUUUAAACCUGGAGGCGGCAAUGCCAAUGUGGCACCCCCAGCAGCCGGCACUGCAGAAAUCCCCGUGGGUGCUGAAAACUGCCUUGCUGGAUUGACAUUUGUCUUUACAGGUGUACUGAAUUCUUUGGGCCGAGAAGAAGGACAAAACCUGGUCAAGCAGUAUGGCGGUAAGGUUACUACCGCACCGUCCAAGAAGACUAGCUAUGUCGUCAUUGGCAGCGAUGCUGGACCCAAGAAGCUGGAAACUAUUCAGAAACUGGGAAUCAAGACGAUCAAUGAAGAGGGUCUUUUUGCUCUGAUCAAACGACUCCCUGCCAAUGGCGGGGAUGGAAAAGCUGCUGAAGCCUAUGCUGAGAAACAAGCCAAAGAAGAAGAAAUGGUCCGCAAGCAAGCAGAGGAAAUGGAAGACCGAGAACGGCAGAAACAAAACGAGGCCGCGAAAGUGGCAAAGGCUGCCGCGGCAAGAACAGGCGCCCCAGUUCCGCCCAAACCGCCCAAACCUAAAGGUGACGACCGUCUUUGGGUUGACAAGUAUGCUCCAGAUACAAUCAACAGUGUCUGUGGCAACAAAGGCCAAGUUGAAGGUUUGCAGCGAUGGCUACGCAAUUGGCAAAACAGUGCCAGAUCCCACUUCAAGAAAGCUGGUGCCGAUGGGAAGGGUAUCUUCCGUGCCGCCUUGCUGUAUGGCCCACCAGGUGUGGGGAAAACCACUGCUGCUCACUUGGUGGCCAAACUGGAGGGGUACGAUGUUGUCGAAAGUAAUGCCUCCGACACUCGAAACAAGAAAUUGGUGGAGGCUGGUCUUACCGGUGUUCUGGACACAACCUCCAUCCUCGGGUAUUUUGCGGGUGAUGGAAAGAAAGUUGACCCCUCAAAGAAGAAACUUCUCUUGAUCAUGGAUGAAGUUGAUGGUAUGUCUGCGGGAGAUCGUGGCGGUGUGGGUGCCAUGGCUGCUAUUGCGAGGAAGACCAACAUACCGCUCAUCAUGAUAUGCAACGAACGUAAUCAGCCGAAGAUGAAACCAUUGUACAAUGUCACGGCAGAAUUCCAGUUCAGACGGCCAACAACAGAUAUGAUCCGUGGCCGAAUUGCCACGAUCUUAUUCCGGGAAGGCAUGAAGUUACCGCCACAAAUCAUGAACGCGUUGAUUGAAGGAUGCAAUGGUGAUAUUCGACAAAUUAUCAACAUGAUUUCGACAAUCAAGCUUGACAACAAAGAUCUUGAUUUCAACGAUACCAAGGCCAUGUCCAAAGCUUGGGAGAAACACGUCAUUCUCAAACCUUGGGAUAUUGUCGGCAAAAUCCUCCGACCUCAAAUGUUCUCUGCGAGCUCAACGGCUACCUUGAACGAUAAGACUGAAUUGUACUUCAACGAUCACGAGUUCAGCUACCUGAUGCUUCAAGAAAACUAUUUGAAGUCACAACCCAGUUUGGCAAACUCCUAUACCGGCAGGGAGAGAAAUAUGAAGCUCUUGGAACUCUUCGAUAAUGCUGCGUCCAGUAUUAGUGACGGUGACCUGGUUGAUAGAAUGAUCCAUGGUUCACAACAGCAAUGGAGUUUGAUGCCUACACAUGCUAUUUUCAGUUUUGUACGACCUGCUAGCUAUGUGUAUGGCAAUUUCAACGCCCAAGUCAGCUUUACAAGUUGGCUUGGACAAAACAGCAAACAAAUGAAAAUGUCUCGUUUUGUCAAGGAAAUUCAAGGCCACAUGCGACUCCGCUCUUCUGCAGACCGUCAUGAAACUCGCCAGCAAUAUCUUCCAGCCCUUUGGAACAAAACUAUCGCUGUAUUGCAACACGAUGGCAGAGACGCAGUCCAGGACGUCAUCGACUUCAUGGACUCGUAUUAUUUGACCAAAGAUGAUUUCGACGCCAUGCUUGAAUUGGGCGUUGGACCAAUGGACAUGGAAAAUGUGAAGCUAGAAUCAUCAGCAAAGGCGGCUUUUACCAGGACCUACAAUUCUCAAAAUCACCCUAUGCCAUUUGUCAAGGCAAGCCAUGUUUUAGGCAUGGCCAAAGGAGGAACGGCCAAAAAGGAGAUACCUGAUCUUGAAGAGGCGAUUGAAGAGUCUGAGCCAGGGGAGGUUUUGGAGGACGCUGUGGAAGAUGACGACGAUUUGGACUUGGAGAAGGACAAAUAUGUCAAAAUACCAAAGAAAAAGGCCGCAAGUGCCACCAAUGGUGGAGCCAAGGGCAAGGGCAAGAGAAAGAAGAAGAACGAUGAUGACGAUAUCGGCGAUGGGACUGAAGACGAGCCGAAGAAAAAGAAAACUUCAGGAGGUGGUGGAAGAGGAGGUAGGAAAGGCAAAGAAUGA
Messenger RNA from Rhinocladiella mackenziei CBS 650.93, 3252 nucleotides. RefSeq lists its product as uncharacterized. The transcript is spliced from 3 exons. Gene Ontology annotation, biological process: DNA repair; DNA replication. Gene Ontology annotation, cellular component: nucleus; DNA replication factor C complex. Gene Ontology annotation, molecular function: DNA binding; DNA clamp loader activity; ATP binding. Bases 1 to 3252 code for a protein of 1083 amino acids. NCBI's taxonomy places the organism in Eukaryota, Fungi, Ascomycota, Eurotiomycetes, Chaetothyriales, Herpotrichiellaceae. The record is from RefSeq and is a predicted model, not a curated record.